AUGGGCGCCUCGCAAAGCCGCCCUGCUCCCGACGCUUGCACAGCUUCGCCCUUGACUCCUCCGCCGCCGCCUUUUCCGCCGCCGCCCUCGCCAUCGCUCUUGGGUCUCCCGGCGGAGCUGCUCGUCUGCAUCUGCACACGGCUCGAUAUCGAGGCGCUCUCGUCGCUCGCGUCGACGAGCCAGGAGCUUAGAGAUACGAUCCCGGACUCCCUGUGGCAGACACACCUCGACCGGCUGGCAAGGGCGGGUGGCGUGGCCGAGGAGGACGUCGCAGCCGCCGGCCGGCGCAUCACCAACUCGAUACAGCGGCAGGCGGCCAUCCAGGCGGCCGCCGAGGCGGCGGAGGCGGCCGCCUUCAAAUCUGCUCUCACCUCCCUCCUCGCCAGCUCGGACUCGUGCCGGCUGAGGGUCGGUCUCGUCCGGUCGAUGGCGAUGCCGAGCGGCGCAAUCUACUUCACCUGCAUCAAGCGAGGGGUGUGCCGGACGCUCGUCUUCUCGAGCGACUUGCACGGCGGGUCGCUGGCGACCAUGCUGCGCCGCGCCGCCGCCAGCGGCACGGCCGCGAGCGCGCUGGUUGUCACUCUCCGCGAGAGCGAGGGCGAAGGCGAGGAGGAGGAGGGGAGCGGCGGCGCGGGCGGGGCGGGCGGCGGCGAGGAGGCGCCGCCGAGGAGCAUCCUCUCGCCCCUCGCCCUCCGCGACAUCAGCCGGCAGGCGCGCAGGCACGUCCCUGGCCGCCCUCCCCCCUUCACGAUCGGCGCCUUCUGCCCGACUCCGUGGCCGCGCACGCCCAACCAGCGCAGCGCUAGCUUUGGCGACGCGUCUUCCUUCCUCUUCUCCCUCACGCCGCGCGCACGGGUCUACCCCGCCGCCAGCCGGUCGGCGGGCUGCUUCCGCGUCAGCGGCGAGAGCGGCAUCGGCAUAGGCGGCGACGCCAUUCUGAGAACAACAACAGGCUGA
Messenger RNA from Emiliania huxleyi CCMP1516, 957 nucleotides. RefSeq lists its product as hypothetical. The coding region runs from base 1 to 957 and encodes 318 amino acids. The transcript has 3 exons. Gene Ontology annotation, molecular function: protein binding. NCBI's taxonomy places the organism in Eukaryota, Haptophyta, Isochrysidales, Noelaerhabdaceae. The record is from RefSeq and is a predicted model, not a curated record.